Messenger RNA from Leguminivora glycinivorella, 957 nucleotides. RefSeq lists its product as uncharacterized. Lineage: Eukaryota; Metazoa; Arthropoda; Insecta; Lepidoptera; Tortricidae. The record is from RefSeq and is a predicted model, not a curated record. The transcript is spliced from 7 exons. Bases 1 to 369 code for a protein of 122 amino acids.
AUGCAAAAAAGAUAUGUUUCUAGCAGCACUGCUGACAAUGAAGGAGAUUAUGGAGAUAGUCGUCAAGCUCAGCCAAACAUUGCCCAAGAAACCGCUUCAAUAGCAGAAAGAACCCUCUCAUUACUGACUGUAGCAGAUGAGCUUCCCAUCUUGACAAACAGUGACAACAGACUGCAAGAUUUGGCAGAAGACGGCGACGGACGGUUAACUCCCUUUGCACGCCAAGUUAGUCCCCGGUGCCGAUAUGAACAACCGUCGAAUAUCGGCAGCGACGAGCCAGCAGCAACGCCAUCGAGAGUUCAGGGAUUAACAGGAUUCAUACAUGAGAACUAUUGGAGGCAGGGAUAUUGCGAGCAGUGUCUCGGCUAAUGAAAUUUUGUUUCACUGACCAGCUGGCUCAACAGUACAACUUUUAUGGAAAGAGAUCGAACAAAAAGCCUUUCUGCCAACUGCGCCUGCGAGAUUGUAUCGUGGAAGGAGUUGUCACCACUACAUCUGGGUCUACAGCUAAAGACGUAGAAGAUUCCAUUAAAAUUUGGCUAAAACAUGCCCCCGAAAGAUUGAAGAAGAUUAAUAAACAACAAUAAACAUGGCAGAGAAAAUAAAAUAUUCGAGAAAAGCCAUAGUUGGCCAACGUCAAUUAUUGAGAAGAGCCAAAGAAGCACAGUUAAAUGUAAUUUCAAAUUUAAAAAAGAGUACUACAACUGUAAGUGCAUCCUCUUCCUUAGUUAAUUUGCCAUGUACUUCAUAUAAUAAUUCUCAAUCUGAAAUUGUAUUCCAAGGUUCUUAGUCCGAGUUCUUAACGGCUAAUAAGUAUGAGAGUACAGUCCCUGCUGGCAGAAAGCAUGAAACUUGGCAUGUAUAUAGCUUAUAGGUUUAUAAGAAAAUAUGGAAGUAGAAACACGCCGAGGUGUCAAUGUUUCCCCUCUUUCCCCCAACUUUUGUAUCCCUGAUUUC